AUGGAUGCUCUAGGGGCCUUCACCCACAUGAAAGACAACAUUCCUGCAUGGAUCACUCGCGUUUCAGAGCUCGCAGCACACACUCACAAAAAACAUGAUGAAUACUCCGAAGCGUACAGACGCCACGCAACCUUCAAGUCCCGCCGACGCAAAAACAGCUCUGUUUGCUCCAUCCACACCAAUGACCUCGUUCCGAUCGCAGAAAGAAAGGGUCCCAGCCCAGAACCUCUGGCCCUGGAGACACCACAGGAUGCGCCCGAGCAAGGCCAACGUUCAGGCCGCAAGCGCACUACAGAUGAGGCCCCAUCAGUCGAGUCCAAUGAAGAACACAACAUGUUGGUAAGCACACGGCACAAUGUCAUCAUUGAAUAUGAUGGCCAUACACAACAGACGCUCGAGACAAUUGUACGCGAUAUCGGGGUGGCCAGGAACAACAUCAGACGAGGACAGAUGUCAUUGAUGCCGCGCACUGGACUGCGCUCGGGCUUGUUGAGCAAAGGCAUGAUGAAUAUGCCGAGUGGAUUGGGACAGACAGGGUCACUCUCUUGUGUUCGCAGCACCCGGACCACAUCUGGAGUUGUCGGUAUCUCUGGGACCAGCGCACUUCGGAAAGACUCCCCUUUUGACUUCGCAGACAAGCAGUUGGAACUUGCUCAUGCGCUUUGCGAGACAGCAGCUUACCAAGUCCUCCGAUCUGGCGACUGUGGCACGGAAUUGGAUGGCGUGGAGGAGAAAUUCAAGAUGCUACUCGAGGCGGCUAUCAACGAGGUCGACCGUAUCAUGGCAGAAAAGAAACAACAAGAAGAACACGAGCAAAAACAACAAGACGGGACCGCAGAAGAAGGACCUCCCAAGCCGCCCCCUACUCCAUCCGCGGCCCGACUCGCCAUGGUUGCUGCCAUAGCUGCGAACAAGCCCUCGAUGGCCACGACAGGCCCCAUUGAAGUCGAUGAUAACUCAUCUCUUUCGGCUGAGUCGAUUGACAUCACUGCAUUCCGAUCCACCCGGAUCCGAGUGUAA
Messenger RNA from Penicillium crustosum, 1020 nucleotides. RefSeq lists its product as uncharacterized. The record is from RefSeq and is a predicted model, not a curated record. The transcript has a single exon. Bases 1 to 1020 code for a protein of 339 amino acids. NCBI's taxonomy places the organism in Eukaryota, Fungi, Ascomycota, Eurotiomycetes, Eurotiales, Aspergillaceae.